Molecule: messenger RNA, 1672 nt
Organism: Plectropomus leopardus (leopard coralgrouper)
Lineage: Eukaryota; Metazoa; Chordata; Actinopteri; Perciformes; Serranidae
Source: RefSeq, a predicted model, not a curated record
AUUUUUUAAAUUUGAAUAUUUUACUCAGUAGCUCGAGGAAGCAACUUCGGAAUAUGCAGUGUAUUUCGGGCUUGUGUAAAACGUAUGUUAGCUUGUUUUGUCUGUUUGUUGGUUCACAUACAAUUUGUUGGGACUAUUGAGAGCAUUUGAUUGUCUAAUUUAUUAAUCACCUAAUCGGUCUAACUUUUCUCCAAAGGUUUCUUAAGAUACCAACCGUCAAGCUGAAUGCCAGGACUAUCCACAGAAAAUGAUGUGCAAACUGUUGAAAACUAAAGUUAUUUUAUUUCACUCUCAAACUGUGCCAUAGCUUCAGUUAACAACUGUUACAAGCAGCUGUAUAAUUUACAGUGAAUGUAAAAGUAGAGUUAAUCUGAAGUCUUACUGACAGCUCACAAUCUCUUCCAAAUCAUAGUUUUCUGAGUCGUUAACUUGUUGAAAGUUUCAGAAAAAGCUAACAAGUGGACUAUGAUUUGAUGAUUAAUAUUGUAUUUAUUUAUUCUCCUUUUUGUCUUUUUACAGCCGGCAUGGAAGACAAGGCAAAUGGCUCUGUUGACACCAAAAGCCCAGUGGAGAACGGUCAGCUGCCGGACCCUGCUAACUGGGGGGUCGCAGACGUCGUCAAUUACUUCAAAGCAACAGGGUUUGAGGAGCAAGCCACAGCUUUCCAGGAUCAGGAAAUCGAUGGCAAGUCCCUGCUCCUGAUGACGCGUAACGACGUCCUGACGGGGCUGUCGAUAAAGCUCGGCCCUGCGCUGAAAAUCUAUGAGUAUCACGUGAAGCCGCUGCAAACUCAACACCUGAAGAGCAACGCCUCGUAGCACCGCAGGCCGUCCCAACACCCACCUCAGUGACAAUCAUCGUGUCAGGAGACCCCAGGUUAGCUGCCACUUCACAAAGACUCUUUUGGCCACAGCGGCACCUUAACAGGAAUUGAAUGCUGUAUGUUUUUAUAGGCGUGGACCCCAAAAAUGGGUUGCACUUGAAGUCCACUCAGCUGUUUACCCUUUCAGCCAUUCUUUUUUCUGCUGCUUGAGAAAUGUAUUUUAUUUUUUUGUGUGUUUUAUUUAAAGGAAGGAAAUUUUGGGCGAUACUGUGCAGGUAUGAUUUGUGUGUGUGUGUGUGUGUGUGUGUGUGUGUGUGGGGUGUGUGUGUGUGUGUGUGUUUGUGUGUGUUUGUGUGUGUGUGUGUGUGUGUGUCUAUGAAAGCAAAGUGAAUUAACAAAUGUUGGUUUAAAAUAAGUAUUUGUAUAUAAGAUGAUAUAUAGUUGAAAACUGUGUAUGUUGUUGUAUCCAAACACUUUGAUACAUGCAGAUUCUGGUGCAUCCCGUUUUGCCCUAAAAUCAGUUUUUAUGCUCUGAUCUGUGCAGCUGAGUCAGUGAAUCGUCCUUAGCAUGUAACAAUGAAGCAUUUUGUUUUCCCAGACACAAGAAGCCAACUGAAAGCCCCUUUGUUCCUGCACACCUACGUUAUCUAGGCCCAAGGCUCUUGAUAUAAAAAUAUUUAUGUGUAUAUAUUCUUAUUUUGUUCCUACCUGUGGUGCUUUCAGCAUUGUCGCAAGGACAACUGUGUUGAAGUGUGUAUGACCAAUGUAUAUGUGCAACAUAACACUGGAGUUUGAAUAUCUGAAUCAAAGAUUUGCAAUAAAUGGUGCUCUUUUCUCACCAAAGAACAA